Messenger RNA from Macaca mulatta (Rhesus monkey), 1780 nucleotides. Lineage: Eukaryota; Metazoa; Chordata; Mammalia; Primates; Cercopithecidae. The record is from RefSeq and is a predicted model, not a curated record.
UGGCUCUAUCUCUUCUGGCACAAAUGUCAGCAUGACUGUAUCUGCCAGCCUUUUGUCGAGUGAAAGGGCAGAGAUGAACAUCCUAGAAAUCAACCAAGAAUUGCGCUUACAGCUGGCAGAGAGCAAACAGCAGUUCUGAGACCUCAAAGAGAAAUUUCUUAUACCUCAAACUACUGGCUACUCCCUGGGCAACCAGCUGAAGAAGUACACUAAUGAAGAGUGCGAAGACCUGAUAAAAUCUAUGCUGAGGGAUGAACUAAAGUUCAAGGAGGAGAAGCUGGCAGAGGAGCUCAGGCAAGCGGAGGAGCUCAGCUGAGGGGGCCCCGUGGGGGCAGGCAGGCAAUAUAAAGUCUCUGUUCACUCUCAGACCUGAGAGCUGGCCCAGUUACAGGACAUGUUACAGGAAGGGAGACACGCCUUCCUCUCACUGAAUCAGCAUCUCAAGGUCCUCCUCACUCCUGAUGAUUCUGACAACUCCCAGGGGCAGGACCUCUGAGACAGGCUGGCAGAGCACUUUGUCCACAAGCUCAGCCCAGAGAAUGAUGAAGGUGAUAGUGAAAAUGAUAAAGAUGAGGAGAUUCAUAAAGUACAAGCAUCACCUGUCCCCAGGGAGGUGCUGAAGGCUGAAGAAAAGGAAGUCCCUGAGGACUCACUAGAGGAAUGUGCCAUCACUUGUUCAAAUAGCCACAGCCCUUCUGACUCCAACCAGCCACACAGGAACACCAAAACCACAUUUGAGGAAGACAAAGUCGACUCUACACUGGUUAUAGACAGUGAAUCCUCUCAUAAUGAAUGGGAGGAUGCUCUACACAUUCUCCCAGAAAAUCAAAGUGAUCAUGAGGAAGAGGAAGAAGGGCCAGUGUCUCCCAGGAAUCUGCAGGAGUCUGAAGAGGAGGAAGCCCCCCAGGAGUCCUGGGAUGAAGGUUAUUUGACUCUCUCAAUUCCUCCUGACAUGUCUGCCUCGUACCAGUCUUACAAGAACACGUUUCACUCAUUAGAGGAACAGCAAGUCGGCUUGGCUCUUGACAUAGGCAGACAUCAGUGUGAUCAAGUGUAAAAGGAGGAUUGAGAGGCAACAUGUCCCAGGCUCAGCAGGGAGCUGCUGGAAGGGGAAGAGCCUGAAGUCUUGCAGUACUCACUGGAUAGAUGUUAUUCGACUCCUUCCAGUUAUCUUGAACUGCUGAACUCCUACCAGCCCUACAGAAGUGCCUUUUACUCAUUGGAGGAACAGCUUGUUGGCUUGGCUUUUGAGGUGGACAAAAUUGAAAAGUACCAAGAAAAGGAAGAAGACCAAAACCUACCAUGCCCCAGGCUCAGCAAGGAGCUGUUGGAAGUGCAAGAGCCUAAAGUCUUGCAUGACUCAGUGGAUAGAUGUUAUUCAACUCCUACCAGUUAUCUUGAACUGCCUGAUUCAUGCCAGCCCUACAGAAGUGCCUUUUACUCAUUGGAAAAACAGCAUGUUGGCUUGGUUCUUGGCGGGGACAGAAUUAAAAAGGACCAAGAAGAGGAAGAAGACGAAAGCCCACCAUGCCCCAGGCUCAGCAGGGAGCUGCUGGAAGGGGAAGAGCCUGAAGUCUUGCAGUACUCACUGGAUAGAUGUUAUUCGACUCCUUCCAGUUAUCUUGAACUGCCUGACUCAUGCCAGCCCUACAGAAGUGCCUUUUACUCAUUGGAGGAACAGCAUGUUGGCUUGGCUCUUUACGUGAUCAGUAGGUUCCUUACUGUGAAGGUGAUAAGGCUCCACCUGGUCUUCCGGAUAGGGGUCAUAUUCCUGCACUGA